AGCACUUUUAACAAUAAGUGAUCAUAAUAUUGCACUUCAAGUUUGUAGACAGUAAAAGGAACGAUUUGGAAUCGUGGUGAUUUUUAUUGGCCCAUUUUAGCCCUCAGAUUCGGUCGCUUGAACACAACUACAGCUAAUCUUGGAGGAUUUUAAAGUUGGGAAUCAUUGCCGCUAGGAAGUGGCAGGCGCGGGCUGCCAGGCUGUAACCAGAGACAGGUGAUUACUCCGGAGUAUAUAGGCCAUACUGCCAGCAGGAGUGAAAGAUACCAGUGCCAUAUAUACGUAGCCAGACUACGUACAUGUACGAACCGUCUACAUCUACCUACAGCAAGUUAACGGAGAAGGAUUCAGACAGAGAUUGGUGGUACGAGUCGACUUUUCCUGUUCAAACAUUCGUUAUGUGAAUUUGACUUUACAUGCUAUGGAUUCUACGGUUUGCUUUGUUUUUCUGUUUGUUCUCCGUUAAACAACGCGCGGUCUUCGACAAACAUUUACUCUUUGCCGUGUGGAAAACAUAAGUGCAUGUUGAACGGCUAUCUGGGUUAUUUGGUCUAAAACAAAAACCUGCUUGGCCACCAUAUUGGAUUUUAUGCUGUGCGAAAGGCGAGGUAUGUAUGGGCGUCACAACCCUGGCGCAUCCACUGGACGGGGCUGCGGGUUAAGUGUCCUACCCAAACCCCCGAAGCCCCCUUCGUGGAGGGACUUCGAACAAAGACAGAAUGGUGCUAAGAACAUUGACUUCACAGACUUGAAUAGGGUGCAUCGGUCUGGCCAGGACCUCGAGAUCGGCCGCCAUCAUGGCCAUACUCACUCCAGUCACACAAAACCCGCGAAACGGACUAAAGCGAAAAUUCACCGCACACGGUCACAAAUGAUGAUCCACCAGUCGGAGAUCCCUGAUGUGGGUGUGACUGUCACUUUGGCAGAAACACACCCCAAGGAAAUAGGACUGAGGAAAAAAUACUACUCGGACGAACGGAUAUAUCUAGAUCAAAAUCAUGAAAAGUGCAGGGAAUGGUUGGCGGGUGUUCGGGCCUGUGAACCUUUGGAAGAUGUGGCAUUCUCCCAAGGAACUGGCGUGGAGGUUGAGGUCCCUGAGGAGAGUUCCCAGUGGACGAACUUAGAGAUUGUUAGACCUCAUAUCUCGAGUAGUGAUUCUUCUUCGGAGUGUGAGCCUCCGGACAGAGGUGGAGGUGGUGUGAAUUCUAGUUCUAAACGGACUAAACAAUUAGAGAAAGUCAUAAGUCCCCGUCAGGAACAAUACAGACCUUCCACUGUGCCUUCGGAAGAUCUGGAGAUGGGGGACUCUAAACUUAACGAGAGGAUUCGCGAGGUGAAGGUCUCGCCUCGGAGUACCAGCGGGAAACAGGGUUCUGUGGACGGUGCCACGACACGUGGAGGGUCACCCAGAUCGGGGGCUGUGUCAACCACGGUCCUGGGGUCGCAGUCAUCAGAUCUACCCAGGGUAGAGGUUCAUACUGGAUUAUCAUGAUAGUAGUGGUACAAUUUGUGCUUGGCAAAACUGGUAGUUUCAGGGGUAUAGGUAGUUAGGAUAUAGGUGAUCUAGAUCCCAAUAAAGGGUUGGCACCGCUUGAUGCCUUCAGCUCCUUGAGUAGAAUAAGUGACAGAAAGAAAGUAAUAAAAUUGUGCUUCCUCUUUUGCCAUGGAAAUGUUCCAUGUGAUCUCCUGAACCAUUAUCUCACAAUCAAAACGCAACAUUUUCGUGAUUUCGAAUUGUUCGUAAUGAGACACGCUUUUGUGUUUUUCCUCUCGUAACCUUGACAUUACCAGUUCAGCAAGGCACAUUUUGUAUUUUCAUCUGUGAUGGUCUUAUCCUUAUUGACAGUGGACCUUGGACUGUUUUCAUCUCACGAAGUGCUAGGCAAGUUCAGGAAGUGAAUGCACUUUCAUUUUCACUGCCAUGUGCUCUUGGAAAUGAAACGAACUAGACCUCAGAGCGAUAAUUAUCCUGAAAGAUAUUAUGUGUCUUUCAUUUCUUCCUGCACCAAAAUCAGCGUUUCCAGGUCAUAUUGAACCUGACAUGUAUUCAUUAUUUGUUCUUAAUAUGGCAAAAUGUCUAGUUGCUGUCAAAUCGGUUGACGGUUUCGCGACUCUCGAGAUUUCAGGACGAAUGCCAGCGCGUGUUUUACUUAAAGUACAGUGACGGCUCCUCGCGGUUUUACAGCAAUUUGGUUGCAUUUCUGUUCAUCCUGACAGCAUUUCUCCGUUCCUUCUCGUCUGCUAUGAAAAAGUGGGUAAACAGGUAAUCAACACCGCAGUGUUUCUCCACCUGUCAACAUGAUGAUAUAAGUUUUUGUUUUAAGAGAUUGGUGCACCGAUUAACCGCACCGUACAGGCAUUUUACCCGUGGAAAAUAUUGUUCUGAUUAUAGUGUAUGGUGUACUCUUAUGUUAAUUAGGUCGGUUAAUUGCUGUCAUACAGUAUGCAUGAAAUGCACUUUUCUGUUCAUGAUUGAGGUGACUGCGAUAGAACAAUGAUAGCCUAGUAAAAAAUACAUAAGUACUCCAUGAGUACGAAUACGUCGAGAACCAAGACACUUCUCGAACCUCUCUGUCAGUGUCGGUGUGACUUAACCUAUAGGUCGUCUACAACGACAGAGCGCCGCCAUUUUAACAAUAGUUUUAAAAGGGGACGAAAGGCAGGGGCCACAUGUCUAUUCAGUGGUCUCCAGGCGAUAUGCACAGUGAAAAUUGGGGCGGGUUUGACCUGCUGAUCCAAGUAUUCCUUGUACAAGGGAGAAUGGGUCCUACUAUUGGUGCGGUACUGUGAGAAGGGGGACACCUAUCGGAGAAUUCGUGAAAUAUCUGGCACUCCUGGCUCUUGCCUACAGUCUGCCUUUAAAUAUAUAGAUAUUUAAGGUCUUUCUGAAUAUUGAUCAUGCAAUAUUAUAGUAAACAUAAAAUUACGCAAGUGUUCAAUUUUCUCCUUUACCGUGGCUCUGUGUGUUACCAUCGGCAGUCUAGUGAUAGAGUUAAAAUUAGGCCAACUCGAAAAUCUUACGGCAUAGGCCUAAUCACCCGUUGUCACCAUUGGAUUGUCUCCCUAAUUAAGCCUACAAUUUGGCUCACUGAAUUAUAAUCAUGACCGACCGGUUUUUUGUUUUGAGGUCAAUGAUGUAUUCGUAGGCAUAGAUAGAUCUACAUUACAUGACAAUCAGAUUGAGAUACAUUGUUAUAUUGAUUAUCGUACUAAUAGACGGACCUCGUCGUCGCUUUCAGGCGAUAAGUGGAAUCAGUACGGUUUGCCGCAUUCCUGCAACAACCAUCAACUUUGCAACCAUAAACUCUAUCAACUUUGCAACCAUCAGCUGUCAUUCACGUUUAGUGCCACACCCUCUAUGGUACCUUGCAGAGUUCUCCCCCAAACACCUUCCAGAGGUGACGGUUGUCACACACCCUGCCAACAGUGAAUAUCAGCCUGAAUAUUAAAAUGAUUGCACAAACUCUUAGCCUAAAUCUGUGUCAAUCUCAUGUCACUCGCCCAGCCAAAUCCUCCAGUUAUGAUUUCAGAUAGUUUUAUAAUGAAGUCUAGGCCUAUUAGUGCAUGAAAAAAACGUGCGUCUACACCUAGGGCAAUCCUCUUUACUCUUGUUAAUCUGAUGUAUGACCUAAGACACAAAGUUUGUUUGUGGUUUAAAUGGUAUUUUAUGCUCUAUCCAGGUACCCCAAAGGCUUUUUCUUCUGAGAUUGGUGAAUUUUUAAAUAUGGUUAUUGAAAAAUAAUAUGACCAAAGCAAUUCAUA
Molecule: messenger RNA, 3762 nt
Organism: Lineus longissimus
Lineage: Eukaryota; Metazoa; Nemertea; Pilidiophora; Heteronemertea; Lineidae
Exons: 2
Coding region: 590-1492 (300 amino acids)
Source: RefSeq, a predicted model, not a curated record